This is a messenger RNA of Syngnathoides biaculeatus (alligator pipefish), 3818 nucleotides long. RefSeq names its product atlastin GTPase 1 (gene atl1). NCBI's taxonomy places the organism in Eukaryota, Metazoa, Chordata, Actinopteri, Syngnathiformes, Syngnathidae. The coding region runs from base 141 to 1841 and encodes 566 amino acids. Gene Ontology annotation, molecular function: GTPase activity; GTP binding. Gene Ontology annotation, biological process: endoplasmic reticulum organization; protein homooligomerization. The transcript has 14 exons. The record is from RefSeq and is a predicted model, not a curated record.
CCCAUGAGCGCAAACUCCGAGCUGCUGCACUAGCGGACGCGACAACAACACCGGGAGAGACAUCAGAGAGAUUUCUUUAUUAUUAUUAUUAUUUUAAACUUUGGUUACAUAUUUAGGGUGCGGGACGGGGGCCUCGCGCUAUGGCGAAACACCGCAAAGACAGAGACAGCUGGGGGUCCCUGGGCGACAAGAACAUGUACGACUGGAGUUCGGAGGAGGAGGAGUCGGACGGGCGGGCGCGGCCCAUUCAGGUGCUGCUGGUGAAGGACGACCACACCUUCGAGCUGGACGAGGCGGCGCUGAGCCGCAUCCUGCUGGCCGAGGAGGUGCGCGACCGGGAGGUGGCGGCCAUAUCGGUGGCGGGGGCCUUCCGCAAGGGGAAGUCCUUCCUCAUGGACUUCAUGCUGCGCUACAUGUACAACCAAGGGUCCGACAGCUGGCUGGGCCAAGCCGAGGAGCCCCUGACCGGCUUCUCCUGGCGGGGCGGCUCGGAGCGGGAGACCACCGGCAUCCAGAUCUGGAGCGAGGUCUUCCAGGUGGACCGGCCCGACGGGACCAAGGUGGCCGUGUUGCUGAUGGACACGCAAGGCACCUUCGACAGCCAGUCCACGCUGCGCGACUCGGCCACCGUCUUCGCUCUGAGCACCAUGAUCAGCUCCAUGCAGGUUUACAACAUCUCCCAGAACGUCCAAGAAGAUGACCUGCAGCACCUGCAGCUAUUCACGGAGUACGGCCGACUCGCGAUGGAGGAGACUUUCCUCAAACCUUUUCAGUCCAUGAUAUUCCUCAUCCGAGACUGGAGCUUCCCGUAUGAGUUUCCAUACGGACAGGAGGGAGGCAUGAAAUUCCUGGAAAAGAGGCUCAAGAUCUCAGAGAACCAGCACGAGGAGCUGCAGAACGUGCGCAAACACAUCCACUCGUGCUUCACCAACAUCUCCAGCUUCUUGAUGCCGCACCCCGGCCUGAAGGUGGCCACCAACCCGCACUUCGAUGGACGGAUCAAAGAGAUUGACGGAGAGUUCAUCAACAACUUGAAGAUUCUGGUCCCCUGGCUCCUGAGUCCUCGCAACAUCGACGUGAAGGAGAUCAACGGCAGUAAGAUCACCUGCAGAGGGCUGCUGGAGUACUUCAAGGCUUACAUCAAAAUUUACCAGGGAGAGGAGCUGCCUCAUCCCAAAUCCAUGCUGCAGGCCACGGCGGAGGCCAACAACCUGGCAGCGGUGGCGGCGGCCAAGGAUCUGUACAACAAGAAGAUGGAGGAGGUGUGCGGCGGCGACCGUCCCUUCCUGGCACCCAGCGAGCUGCAGGCGCGCCAUGCCGUCAUCCGCGAGGAGGCCCUGGCGCUGUUCCGCGGCGUCAAGAAGAUGGGCGGCGAGGAGUUCAGCCGCCGCUACCUGCAGCAGCUGGCGAGCGAGGUGGACCAGGUGUUCGUCCAGUACAUCAAGCACAAUGACUCGAAAAACAUUUUCCACGCCGCCCGCACGCCCGCCACCCUCUUCGUGGUCAUCUUCGUCAUGUACGUGGCGGCGGGCGUGACGGGCUUUGUGGGCGUGGACGUGGUGGCCAGCCUGUGCAACAUGAUCCUGGGCCUGGCCCUCAUCACGCUCUGCACCUGGGCCUACAUACGAUACUCGGGGGAAUACCGAGAGCUGGGGGCCGUCAUCGACCAGGUGGCCGGGGCGCUCUGGGACCAGGGGAGCACGAACGAGGCGCUGCACAAGCUGUACAACGUAGCGGCCAAUCACAGGCACCUGUACCAGCACGCCUUCCCCGGGCAUCAGGCCGCCGACGACGGGGCGGCGGCGACGGCGGCCGACGAGCGCGACAGGAAGCGGGACUGACGGGCCGCUUUUAAUCUCGCUCACCGCGGACUGUACAGCGCUCACGUACACGCCACUCAAAACUCCCGAGCAUCUUCACCAAGUCAGCAUCUUCCAGCUCAGCGGCCAUUCACCACCCGGAUGGGGAGGUAGUAAACAUGUGUUGGGGGGGGGGGGGGGGUCAAAGGUCUUCGCUUGUUUACGUUCUUUGUCCUCACUCGUAAGUCAAUUAGAGAUGGACUGAUACGGAUUAUUAGUAGUCAAGGAGAUCAAUAUUUGCAACAAAUAUUCAUUUGCAGUAACAUGGAAAAUGUUGGUCCCGAAUUUGGAAUACAAAAAACAAUAUUGAUGAAAAGGCUUUAGUUGGACGCUAGACAUCUUUGUUUUAAAAUUUGAACAAAAACUGCGGGGAGCUCCCAACCUCCGGCAGCACGUCUUAUAAAGACACACCAAAACGUCAACAACUCGCGACUUGAAUUUGGACGAUGAUCAGUGUAUCUCUCGAAUGACGAGGGCGCACUAGUAGAAUCAUUCUCGUUUUCCUGUUUCCUGUUACUACUGAGGCAAAAGCGUGCAUUGGUUGACAGCUACAAGUACAACUUGUGAAACUAUAAAAUACUCGUCAACAUAACAGAGCUUCACUAGUUUUACGACAAUCCUGCAGAUGUCAACGAGCGGGCAGUUUCGCCUCACUCGUAACAUGUACCGUAAUUCCUGGCCUUAUAAGCCUCGCCCAGUACAUUUGUCAAGGAAAUACCAUUUGGUACAUACAUAGGUCGCAGCCGUGUAAAAGCCACAAGUGCCCCCAUUGAAACACGAGAAAUUACGAAGAAAGACGGUGCACAGAGUUUAACCCUAGCGCAGCGCUAACCCCACGCUAACACUAGCCCCACGCUAAUGCUAACAUGUACCGUAAUUCCCGGCCUACAGCCUCGCCCAGUACAUUUGUCAAGGAAAUACCAUUUGGUACAUACAGCCGCCACCGUGUAAAAGCCACAAGUGCCCACAUUGAAACACGAGAUAGUUACGAAGAAAGACGGUACACAGAGAGUUUAACCCUAGCGCCGCGCUAACCCCACGCUAAUGCUAACAGGGCCGGUUUAAAAAAUAAAAACAUACUGGUAAAAAUCACAGAGACGCUAGCGCAGCGCUAACAGAGCCUGACUGGUAAAAGUCACUUCCUCCGGUCUCACUCCUCCCUUUUCCCCUCGAUUGCCCCCUUGCGGGCCGUUAGAAAAAAAAAAAAAUGCACAAAUUAGCCGCAUCACCGCAUAAACCGCAGGGUUGAAAGCGUGUGAAAAAGGUCACGGUUUAUUGAUCGGGAAUUACGGUACUUCCUCUACUAGUGCCUCGAAAUGUCAUACGAUGUCGGGGUGGGGUGAAAAAAUUUCGCGAGUUCAGACAGUCGUUGUACUCUUAGUGCACUGAAUUCUCUUACUAGUGAGGACAAAGCGAGUACUAGGACAUGAGCAAUUUGGCGCACUAGUAGGAUAUGGAAUAAACACUGAAACUGCUCACACCAAAGGUGGGGGAAGCGGGACUCGUUUGUUUCUUCUUCUUCUUGGGGAAGAAUAUCAAUUCAUAUUUUCAAUGCUCGCGGGUCACCUCAUUAGGGACACCUGCACACUCACGAGAGCCGAUAAAAAUGCUAAUAAUGCUUUUUUUUGUUCGUUUUUCGUCGGCAUCGUCAGAGAAUGACAAAUUAUCCUAAGAAAACAUUUCAAGCGGAAGUAUAUUUAAACCCAAUUGUGAUAAUUUUAUCAUACUGAUCAUUUGUAAUUGUUGAUAACUGUACAGAUACUAUUUUAAUCCCCGUUGAGAUAUUUAUUCAAAUUCAUUCAUUUUGUUUUUAUUAGUAUAGGGUGAUUGCAUGUACAUAACGUGCUUAUACUACUUCAAAAUGUUUUAUAGUUUUACAGGUCAAAAUAUAAAAAAAUAUAUAAUGGUUUGCACACAUUUGCAAUACCCUAAUUUUCAAUUUUUUUUCUACAAUUAUAU